AUGGCCUUGACCCUUAGUGGCCUCUGGGGUCAUCUGUCUUUUCAGGACACGGCAUAUGGUGCCCUCCUCACGUUCCUUAUAUACUACCUCGGCCACGCUGUUUACGCCCUCUACAUUCACCCGCUAAGCCGCUACCCCGGACCCAAACUUGUCGCUGUCUCCCUUAUCCCACAAAUCGCCUACGAGAUCCGCGGUCAGCAACACUCCUGGGUCAAGGCACUCCACGAUAAGUAUGGCGAGGUCGUCCGCAUCAGCCCGAAUGCCCUCAUCUACCGCGCACCUCAGCCUUGGAAAGACAUCUACGGCCACAAGAAAGGAGGACAGAAAACUGAGCGGAUACCUCAAUAUCCCUCAUUUCUACCCGUCCUCAAGCCACUGAGCACGCCCUUGAUACCGAGGCGCCUUAUCGAGAGGAGAGACGCCGUAUUCUAUCAGGCCGUGGAGAGGGCUAGUCGACACCUUCAGCGCCAAAUGGAGCGACCGGACUUUACAUCCUAUAUCCUCCAACAUAAAGACGGUGAGCUUGCAAUAUCCAGGGGCGAACUCGAUGCAAAUGCGGGCACUUUCGUGCUGGCGGGCAGCGAGACGACUGCUGCUAUGCUGUCGGGAACUACGUACUAUCUUCUACGGCAUCCGGCUGUGUAUCGAUGA
Molecule: messenger RNA, 651 nt
Organism: Aspergillus glaucus CBS 516.65
Lineage: Eukaryota; Fungi; Ascomycota; Eurotiomycetes; Eurotiales; Aspergillaceae
Exons: 3
Coding region: 1-651 (216 amino acids)
Molecular function (GO): monooxygenase activity; oxidoreductase activity, acting on paired donors, with incorporation or reduction of molecular oxygen; iron ion binding
Source: RefSeq, a predicted model, not a curated record